Plasmodium berghei ANKA is the source of this 1989-nucleotide messenger RNA. Its product is annotated as conserved protein, unknown function. The transcript is spliced from 3 exons. The record is from RefSeq and is a predicted model, not a curated record. Bases 1 to 1989 code for a protein of 662 amino acids. Lineage: Eukaryota; Apicomplexa; Aconoidasida; Haemosporida; Plasmodiidae.
AUGCCCACAGUGUACACGUCUGAUGAAGAAAAUGCUAAGGAUCUGGAAAAUGAGAAAAAAAAAAAAAAAAAAAAAAAAAAAAAAAAUUUAUAUUCAGUGAUAAACGAAUUGAAUUAUUCCAAUGGAGAGGAGAAUACAGACAAUUUAGAGAUCAAUUUAAAAAGUGAAAAAAAAAAAAAAAAAAAAAAUAUUAUUCAUAUUAAUCAAGAUGAAGUAAAUAACAAAACUAGUAUAGACCCAUCAAAAAAUAUACAAACAGAAUUUGAAAAUAUAAAUGAAACCAUUGAUAAUUCAAUAUUAAGAAAUGACAUUGAGUAUGAACUUUCAAACCAGAACUCACAAAAUGAGCUAAACUUCCAAAGUACUAUAAUUAACACAAAUAAUAAUUCAUCAAAUAUAUUUUUAAAAGUAUUUGAUAAAAUUAAAAAAAAAAUUAUCGAUGAUAAGGGCCAACCUAUACCUAGUUAUAUUAUAAAUGAUCAAGAUGUGUGUGAAUUGAAUGCAUUAAGAAAUUCAGUUUCACAAACUUUUGAUAGUAAUACUGGAAAUAAUGUAAACGUUCUUGACAAUUCGCAUAUUCUUAAUGGUACAAAUGAUACAUUAGCUUUUCCUAUUCAAUUAACUGAAAUUAGUCAAAGCCCUAACAAUGUUAUUUCUGAACUCUCUCAGGAAAUUGAAAUGGUAUGUUUGCAGGGACUUAAUCCUAAUGAUGUUAUGAAUAAUAACAUUUUUGCUAACAAUCAAAAUGAACAAAUUAACAUUAUAUUAGAAAAUCUAAAUAAUUCAGAACAAUUCGAAUUUAGUGCACCUAUAAAUAAUCUCGACCCUUCAAACAGCCAAAACAACCCAAAUCAAGGUAGUGAGUAUAAUUUGUUCCCAAUAAAAAUAUAUAAUGAAUUUUUAAAUAAAUCAAAAAUAUAUAUUAAUACAAUAAAAGAAAAAAUUAUAAAGUAUUGGCAAAAGAAAGUAGAAGAAGCAAACCAACAAUUAACAACACAAAAUCAAGUAUCUGUACAAACACAAAAUGAAAAUAAUAUAGAAGAUGAAUAUGAUGACCCAAGUACAAUACAAGUAUUAUUAUUGUUAGGGUUAAUUUGUAAAUUUCCAAUCUUAUGGUUUAUAGGUUCAUUAAUUUUAUGUGUUACACCAUCAAAUCAUACUAAAACAAAAAGAUGGGGUAUAAUUAGUUUUUUUUUUUCUUUAGCAACUAUUAUUUAUUAUAUUACUACUACAAAUUUUAAUUCAUAUCAACCUGGAUUUUCCACAAUUAUUGAACAAAAAAAAGAACAAGAAAAUAUUUAUAAACCAGGGAUUAUAAAAUUUACUACAGAUCCAUUUAAUGAUAUAACUAAUGUAACCAUCUCAAAUUUUAUACUUUUAAAUAAAUAUUCUAAGUAUAAUUGGAUAGAUAGUAGUAAUAAUAAGUUACUCCAUUUUAUGGAUAAUCAUUUUUUAGAUUGGCCCUUCAUUUUCGAGACAAAACCAACUUCUAACAUUAUUUUAAGUAGCAAUAUAUACAUUUUUUUAAAUCGUAUCCAAAUAACAAUUAUCUUUGGAAAGGGAAACAUAUAUUCCAAUAAAAAUAUUGAAAUAAUAAAAACGGAUGUUAAUGCUUUGCCAGAUAUUCAGGAUAGCAUACAUUUUAUAAAAUUCGAUAAUAUCACAUUUACGAAUGAAAAAAUACCAAAAGACUUUUUUGGGGCUGGGCUUCGGUGUGAGCUACAUGAUAAAACAAAUAAAAUGAAAAUAAGUGAAAAGAGUCCCCAAGAAAAAUGGUAUAUUUUUUGGAAACAAUAUGAUAAUAUACAUAAUAAAAAAUUAAACAAUUUGAUAUAUAACUUGUUUAUUCCAGUUGGUGAAAUAUUUUUUUUUAAAACCGAACACAAGUGUAGACUUGCAUAUAUAUUUCCAGAAAAUAUUAAUUUGAAUAACCCAGAAAUUCCAAAUAAUUUUGUUGAAAUAGAAAAAAUUAUGAUAAAAGUUAAUUGA